UCUCUGUUUUUGAUCUUUUUUGGUGUUUGACUGUUUUCUAAUUUAAAUAAGGAAAUAAAAUAGUUUCUUACGUAAAGUCUCUGUUUGAGUUAGAGUGUUUAAACUAUUCAUAAACAAGUGUAACUGUGAUUUGAUCAUUCUUGGAGUGAGUGUAUAAAUAAUCUCGAAUGAGCGGAUUUGCUUCACAGAUUCCAUCCAUGGCGCUUCUCGGAUCCGGCUUCACCAGGGAGGUUGGAUUACGAGUACUGCUUUCUCCACUUGGUUCCAAUAUCGUACUUCGUACAGCAUGCUGUUCCAUUGGCAUCGGGUUGCCAGUAUACUCAACUUUCAAGGCAAUAGAGAAUAGAGAUCAGAGUGCAGAACGUAAAUGGCUUAUUUACUGGGCAGCUUAUGGUUCUUUCAGCCUUGUUGAAGUGUUCACGGACAAGCUCAUUUCUUGGUUUCCUCUGUAUUAUCAUGCAAAGUUUGCGUUCCUCGUCUGGCUUCAACUUCCCACCAUUGAUGGAGCAAAGCAAAUAUAUAACAACCGCCUUCGCCCUUUCCUAAUACGACACCAAGUUAGUGUGGACCGACUCGUGGAUGGAGUCUAUGGAGAAAUGGUCAAAGUCGUUAGGACACACCAGGGAGGAAUACGGUUGGUGCGAUCAAUCAUUAUCAAAAUCUUGGGAUCAGGCAAUGAAGCUGCACCACCAAGCGAACGACAAGAAGAAACACCAAACAUUAGCCCUGAACCAGAACCAUCAACAGCAACAAUACGAGACUUAGAAGAAUCUGAAUCCGAUCAUGAAGACUAAUAAAACAAACAAGUGUAACAUCAAGUAUGGUAAUCACUAUUACACAAAACGUCAAAUGGUUGUAUGGUCAUCAUGGUCACGUAAAUCUCAAAUAACUUCAGACUGGUUUACAAAUAAGUUUUUUAUAAUACGUUA
This is a messenger RNA of Brassica rapa (field mustard), 929 nucleotides long. Its product is annotated as HVA22-like protein k. The record is from RefSeq and is a predicted model, not a curated record. Lineage: Eukaryota; Viridiplantae; Streptophyta; Magnoliopsida; Brassicales; Brassicaceae.